ACUUAACAAAGACAACAAAAGGUUAACUUUGUGCAAUGUGAAGUUGAAAUUGUAGCUUACAGGCUAUUUGUAUAAAUAAUUUUUGUUUCAUUAAAUGUUUGUUAAUGAGCUUGUAGCUUAGUAGUGAAGUCCAUAUGUGCAAUAAAGUACUCGUACGUGAAAUUGUAAUUACUAAUUAGUCAACAGUUGUUUUAUUUCCUUUAAAAAAAAAAAACCACUUGUUUUAUUUUUUCUUCCUAUAAAUGUAAAGCCUUGCAUUUGCACUCUUUACUCUGAAAAAGAAAUCCUCUCUUUCUCCUCAUUAUUUCUUCUUACCUUACCAUUCUCUGUCUAAUUUUGCUCUGAAAAAAAAACCCUCUUCCUCCUCAUUUCUUCGUCACCAUAACUUCUGUAAACAAAACCUCUAAAAAAAAAAAAACACCUCUCCUCUUCACCGUAACUCGAAAAAGUUCACUCUAAAAUAACCUUUAUUUUAUUUUGGUGACACAAAGGUUGAAAUGUCUGAAAAUCCACAAGGUAGUAGUGGUGAAUCGAGUGAUCAAUUAGCACAAUUCAGAUCUGAGUUACGUAAAGGUUUUGAAGAUGAUCAAGUAGUUGAAUUUUGGGGUGUUGAUAUUUUUGAUGAAAGUUCUAUCAAAUCUGAUUUUGUUUUGAAUAAAUUUCUAAUUUUUUCUGAUUCUAAUUGUCAAUUAGCUGUUCAAAAUUUUUUAAAGACCAUGGAAUGGAGGGUGGAGAAAAAUUUAACGGGGAAUAUGGUAGAGGGUUAUUCCGGUAUUGUUUUUAGUAUUUUUCAAAAAUCGAGUUGUUACAUCGACUUUGAUCAAUUACUUAAUGAAGCAAAAGCAACUCAACUUUCUAUUCAACAAAUUUGGUUUUCAUGUUUUGAAAGAACUGUCCGUAAAAUUUUAAUUUCUUCUCAGGAUUACCAGCCAAAUUUGGUAAUUGUAAUUGAUUUUUCAAAACAAAAGAAAAAAACUUUUAAGAAACAAUUGUUGGAUGCUAUAGACGAAACCAAACUAAAUUACCCAAACACUAUUUUAGAUGAGGUUUACAUUGGUGGAAGAGGUGAUUGGUUAAUCACUAACUGGAAUGGGAAGGGCAAAAGUUUUACAACUACAAAGAAUUCAUACAAGCAUUUGUUUAGGGUGCUACAUUACCCACAACUUGUUUACAAUGAACAAGUGAUUGGUGUCCAUCAAAGCAAUAGGGUGGAAGAUCAUCAUUUUAUUCCACAUUCGGGAAAUGUGGAUGUGCCUCAUGCCAAGAUAAAAACCGUCCAAAUUCAAUGUACAAUGAAGGUGUUUCGAGUACCGGAAGACGGUGUUAUUAAUUUAACCGUUGAGAAUUCUAGUUUCUCAACGAAGAGAUUAGUGUAUACUUGUAACUUCAUUCAAAUUUGAUGGAUAUUUUUUAAAUAUUUUGGUUGUAAUUGCUGCAACUUUGUAGUAAAACGAUUUUAUUUGCUUUUUUUUUUUU
Molecule: messenger RNA, 1476 nt
Organism: Chenopodium quinoa (quinoa)
Lineage: Eukaryota; Viridiplantae; Streptophyta; Magnoliopsida; Caryophyllales; Amaranthaceae
Exons: 4
Coding region: 498-1400 (300 amino acids)
Source: RefSeq, a predicted model, not a curated record